AUGGCCUGCAACAGCCUCUGCCGUCCCUGUGGACCCACCCCACUGGCCAACAGCUGCAACGAGCCCUGUGCCCUGCAAUGCCAGGAUUCCCGUGUCAUCAUCGACCCUGCCCCUGUGCUGGUCACCCUGCCAGGACCCAUCAUGACCUCCUUCCCCCAGAACACCGCUGUUGGAUCCACCUCCUCGGCUGCCGUGGGCACUGAACUCAGUGUGCAGGGACAGCCCAUCUCUGGUGGCUUUGGCUUCGGCCUUGGCUACGGGCUGGGAGGCCUGGGCUGCUAUGGCAGAAGGGGCGGCUACAUCUGCUAA
This is a messenger RNA of Poecile atricapillus (Black-capped chickadee), 309 nucleotides long. RefSeq names its product feather beta keratin-like. Lineage: Eukaryota; Metazoa; Chordata; Aves; Passeriformes; Paridae. The coding region runs from base 1 to 309 and encodes 102 amino acids. The transcript has a single exon. The record is from RefSeq and is a predicted model, not a curated record. Gene Ontology annotation, cellular component: intermediate filament. Gene Ontology annotation, molecular function: structural constituent of cytoskeleton.